AGAUAUAAAGGAAAAACAUAUCGUGCCACAGUAGAACUGGUAAGAACAUCAGACCAGGUGUCAGAAUUCUGUCGGAAAACCUGCAUCAAACUGGAAUGUUGCCCGAAUUUGUUUGGACCAUUUAUGGUUCUUGAUCAGUGCUCUGAAAACUGUUCUGUGCUUACAAAGACCAAAUAUACUCAUUAUUAUGGAAAGCGCCGAGCGCGGAACUUAGCCAAUCCAUCUGGAAUUUUGCGUAGCAUAGAAGCUGCACUAAAGAAACCUGCCAAGAAGAGGAGGAGGAAAAAGCAUUUCUUCGUCCAUAAGAAAAAGCGGUCAUCCAAUUCUGUAGACAACAGUCCUGCAGGAAGCCCUCAGGGGAGUGGUGAUGAGGAGGAGGAGGAGGAAGAUGAAGAUGAUUCUCCUAGUGAGGAGAGUGUCCAGGAGCACCAGGAGGGCUCAGAGCCUUCAGGGAAA
Molecule: messenger RNA, 456 nt
Organism: Staurois parvus
Lineage: Eukaryota; Metazoa; Chordata; Amphibia; Anura; Ranidae
Source: the annotation of a GenBank genome assembly